AUGAGGACUAGAUUUGCUAAAACAGUGACUAAGGGAGCUAAAGAAACAAUGGAGAAAUUCAAGACUGAACUUGAGUCAUCCUAGUAUGCUAAGUCUCUGACAGCAAACAAUUUCGCACUACCCCCAGUUUUCCAGAAGAAGGAGAUGCGUAUUCAGCUUCUAGAAAUCAAAGGAAAGCUUGAAUUCGAUGCUAAUAAAUAUCACAAUCAACGAUAUAAUGACUUAUUGAAAAAGGUUGUUAACUACAGAGUUGAGUUCCAAAAGAUGAAGGAUUCCAGUGCCAGAAAAGAACUUGCUAAAGAAGAGUUUGAUGCCUGGAUGUAUUAUCUAAAUGGAAGAAAACAAGACAUGCCAAUGCCUGAUUACGAUAUCAAUUAAAAAGACCUAAGCUUGCUUAAAGAAAACUUUGAUAGAUUUAAGGAUAGAAAAACUCACAGAAUUGCUAGCGAUCAAAUGACUGAUUUCCAUCAUAACUUUGCAAAGAAAUUCAAGUUUACUGUCCCCGUACAUCCUAAGAAUUUGCAAUAAAUGAUUCAUCCACAUUUUGGCUACCUCACAAGCUUCAAGAAUAGAGGUUUCACAUUCGAGGAACUAGAAUCUCUAUACAGAAAUCAAAUAGUCUCUUCUUAUGAGAGAUUCUUAGGUUAGGAGCUUCUUGCUGAUGAAUUAUCUUGCCUAAGCUACUGGCUAUUAGUUGAUGAUAAUAAAAAGGGCUAUUUCAACUUAAACGAACUUGAAAAAUUAUUACAAGUAAUCAAUAACUAGUCUUAAUAAUUUUUACAGGGCUUUAGAUUUGAAAUUGAUGAGUUCAACUUGGCUAAUUUCCAAAAGGAAUUUAAAACUCUUCUAAAAGUUAAUCCAGGAGAAGUCAGAUAAUACGAGAAUGAGGAUGAUCAAGUUUUUAGAUUCGAUUUAUUAAGAUAGAUAUAUCUAGAGAGAGGAUUAUGA
Stylonychia lemnae is the source of this 948-nucleotide messenger RNA. NCBI's taxonomy places the organism in Eukaryota, Ciliophora, Spirotrichea, Sporadotrichida, Oxytrichidae. The record is from the annotation of a GenBank genome assembly.